Paraphaeosphaeria sporulosa is the source of this 333-nucleotide messenger RNA. Its product is annotated as ribosomal protein 60S. Lineage: Eukaryota; Fungi; Ascomycota; Dothideomycetes; Pleosporales; Didymosphaeriaceae. Gene Ontology annotation, cellular component: cytosolic large ribosomal subunit; ribosome. The record is from RefSeq and is a predicted model, not a curated record. Bases 1 to 333 code for a protein of 110 amino acids. The transcript has 4 exons. Gene Ontology annotation, molecular function: protein kinase activator activity; ribonucleoprotein complex binding; structural constituent of ribosome. Gene Ontology annotation, biological process: cytoplasmic translation; translational elongation.
AUGUCUAACGCCGAGCUCGCCUCUUCCUACGCCGCCCUCAUCCUCGCGGAUGACGGUGUCGACAUCACUGCCGACAAGCUCCAGUCCCUCAUCAAGGCCGCCAAGAUCGAAGAUGUCGAGCCCAUCUGGACGUCGCUGUUCGCCAAGGCUCUCGAGGGCAAGGACGUCAAGGACCUGCUUCUGAACGUCGGCUCAGGUGGCGGUGCUGCCCCUGCCGCCGCCGGUGGUGCCGCCGCCGCUGGCGGUGACGCACCAGCGGAGGAGAAGGCUGCCGAGAAGGAGGAGGAGAAGGAGGAGUCCGACGAGGACAUGGGUUUCGGUCUCUUCGACUAA